ACGACAGUUAUAAAUAGACUGGUAUUAGGCUGCUGAAAACGUGGAAUAUGAUUGAAUAUAAAAUAGAUUAUUAACCGAGGAUAUUCUUGGAAAUCUCUCGCUUACCAAUGACAUAAGUAUCUAAUUGAAUAUAGUUAGUACGUAUAACAGCUAUUUCGAGAUAUUAGCGUUUAUUACGGAGCCCAAACAGUUUAUAAAUACACAUAAGAAGGAAAGCACCAACAAUAAUUACAGAACGUCACAAACACAAUAAAUUCUUAUUAAAAUCUAUUGUCAACAUUAUAUUAGAAAAAGAUGUCUACUAGAAGCACAGGCAAAACAAAAUGCGAGUUAGGAAAUAAACAAAUAUAUUAUAUUCAAUGUUGUUGUUAUAAUAUAUUAUGUUGAACAUAAAUAUUUAUGAACAUAUAUUCAACAAUGAUGCAACACAUACAGAAUAAUCUUCUAAUAUUGAUUUAUUUAGUUACGAAUACAGAGCUGAUCGAGAGCUUUAGGAGUCUCGAAAUCAUAUUAAAACUCAGUAAAUAAUUCCUUUAAAUUUACGAAUUGUUUUUUAAAUAUAAGCAUAUACCAAUCAUGUCACGAAUUAUAACAGAUGUCAAGCUGCUUUGCUGUUGUAAAAUUCUGAUAGGCAUAUACUGUUAGAUUCAACCAAGUUUAAAGAUAUAUAGUAAUCAUACUGACGAGUUUUGUAACAGUUACAAAGUAGCUUCCUCUGCUGAAUAUAGUUAUUGUUGUUUGGUGCGAAAUUGACUAUAUAUGUCUAAGAAAAAGAAGAAGUAAACGAAGGACAAUAAUUUCAAAUCUUAACAACAAGAGGACAGGAGACUCUUCUUAUUAUAUAAUUCGUUAGCAACAUAUUCCUCGAAAGAAAAUGUCCACCAAAACAGAUGAAUCAAAAUGCGAGUCAGCAACGGAAGUAGUUGAAAGUUCCUGCAAUUUGGAAGAUACGAUAAAACCUAGUGACGAAUUUUUGCAAGUUUUCAAAUUAACACUCUCAUUUUCUAAAGAUCAAAGUAACUUUAGCAAAAAACAAAUCAGGACAAUAGAAAUAAAAAUGGACAAAUUAUUUCAUAAAGUAAUUAACUCGCAAGACACAAAAUUUGAAGAUAUUGUAACUCUUGCAUAUAGUUGCCAAUAUUUAUGUUUUGCAUACAUAAAGUCAGAUCAGACAAAAAAUCUAUCUGCUGCUAAAGAUUCCAUUCUGCGCUGUUUUCAUUUGCUAAAAGAUAAACAGGUGGAUUCCAAAAUUAUUUUGGUGACUUUAAAAGCAUAUAACCUUUUAAGCCAUAUUUAUCAUAACCAAAAGAAGUUGGAGAAUGCUAUAGAAAUACUUGAUAACGCCAGAGAUUUAUAUUUGAUAUAUAUGGAAGAAUAUAACGAGCACGAUAUUCCUAUCGAUUAUGAAGAUAUUAUUAUUAAACCAUCUGUACAAAUAAAUGGUUUUUUAAAAUUAAAAUCUUUAUAUAGAAACAUUUUACAAACAUCAACAGAUAUACAUAUAAAGAUGAGAUCAAAAACUAGUGAAAGUUUUAUGCUAUGUCGUCAUUUAAUUUUAGUCGAUGAAUUGAAUUAUUUACAAACACCUGAGAAUUGUAUACAAUGGAUUGAAAUGGCAAUGUCAGUAUGCAGUAAUUUAAUCACGUGUAACCGUUUCGCAGAAGCUAAAAAUUACAUUGAGCAAUCAUAUGUUGUACAAGCAGCUUUAUAUACAAAAUAUGUUGAUAGUAAAAAAAAGGGACUUUCUUCUAAAACAUCCAUAAUAUUUACACAAUACAUAACUAUGAUGAAGUUAAUUAUGUUAUGCUACCUGAGAUAUGCUGCUACGCUCAUCUGUCAGUCGGUGAAACGACUGCUACGGUUAGAAAAAAACAUAGAUUCUAAGACUAACAUCUCAAUAACUAAAAAGCUAUCAAAAUCGGAGGGACGGGCAUCACGGAGGUUACUAUUAUUCUAUCAAAAUGUGGAAGAAUAUUUCAACACCAAUUCGUACCAUGCGAUCCCGUUUACUUACAUAUUGAAAUAUAACGAAGCUCAGAAACAGUUUGUCAAAAUUCUGAACGUGAUUUACAAUUCAGGGCUACAUCUUCACUUCGUCGAGGAGGUAAACUUUUGUAUUCAAACUAAAUUAUACGUUUCUAACAUGUACAAAUAUAUGGCAUUUUAUGAAAAGGACACAGCCACUCAGUUUUUACUACGAAAACGGCGCGCAGAAAUUUUAGAGACAAGUGCAAAUAUUAUUAGAAAUACGAAUGAUGUUAAAUUACUGAGAUUCUUAUGGCUUCAACUGACAAUUGCUUAUUCUACCCUGAUAGACAUGAAACUAGAAGAUAUAGAAGCAGCUUCCCUAUCAUAUUUAUCCCAAAGACAUGAUACAUUUGUUGGUGAAAUUAACGUUCUAGUAUCAAAGAGCUUAAUAUUCCUACAAAAGUAUAUGUAUUAUAAAUAGAUAAUUUAGUACAUGUAUUAUAAAUAGACAUCGGGGUAAUGUAAGAUAUUUCAUUCGGCACAAAAUUACAAUAAUGUUAGAUUGAAUUACCGCGCGGACUUAAGAUUAGUGACUCAUCAUAAUUUCAUAUCAGAAUUGCAAGGGCGGGCAUCGCGAAGAUUACUAAUGUUCGCUCCAAAUAAGAAAGCGUAUUACGACACCAAUACGUACCAUUUGAUGCCGAUUACGUACAUAUUGAAAUAUAAUGAAGCUCAGAAACAGUUUAUCAAUAUUCUGAACGUGAUUUACGAUUCAGGGCUACAUGUUGACUUCGUCGGAGAUGUAAACUUAUGUAUUCGAUAUAGAUUAUACAUUUUUAACGUGUACAAAUAUAUGGUAUUCUAUGAAAAUGACACAGCCACUCAGUUUUUACUACAAAAACAGCGUGUAGAAACUUUAGAAGUAGCUGCAAAUAUUAGGAGAUAAGAAUGAUUGUAAAUUACUAAGACACUUAUGGCUUCAACUGACAAUUGUUUGUUCUGUCCUAGUGGACAUGAAACUAGAAGAUAUAGAGGCAAGUUACCUACCAUAUAUUUGCCCCAAAGAUAUUUUGCACUUAUUGAUGAAAUUAACAUUCUAGUAGCGAAGAGCUUAAUAUUCCUACGAAAGUAUACGUACUUUAAAUAGAUAGUCACGACGGUGAUGUCGGAUAUCUCAUUCGGCACAAAAUGACAGUAAUGUUAUAACGAAUUACCAUGCAGACUUGCGAAUUGUGACUCGCACUCAUGACAAUUUAGUAUCAUCGAAAACUAACUUCGGAAAAGAUAUGUUAAUAUCGUUAUGCAAACGAAUGUACAUUAAAGUUUGUGCAUCUGAUGAGAAAUUUUUCAUAAAUAAUUAAGUAAAAUUACAUAAAAUUAUAUAUAAUUUUACAUUAUUAUAUAUAAUCAUAUAUGAAAUUUGUCCAUACAUAACAAGCAU
Messenger RNA from Odontomachus brunneus, 3409 nucleotides. Its product is annotated as KIF-binding protein-like. The transcript is spliced from 2 exons. NCBI's taxonomy places the organism in Eukaryota, Metazoa, Arthropoda, Insecta, Hymenoptera, Formicidae. The coding region runs from base 875 to 2449 and encodes 524 amino acids. The record is from RefSeq and is a predicted model, not a curated record.